AUGGCUUCGUUCGACCUCGUCGAUGCUCAGGAGGACCCUCCGCCGUCAUUGUCGGAUCCCGUCAACCCUACCAACCAAGACCAAAUGAAGCAGUGGGCCGAACCAACCCCGAUGAGCUACUCGUACAAUACGUCAAGGUCGCCGAAUCUUCCCGACUAUGUCAGACCUCUGCCACCAUCUCUCGAGUCAGACGACAUCGAAUAUCUCCAGAAGAAGGGCGCAUUCACACUGCCAGACCGCCCGUUGAUGGAGGAGUGUCUUCGGUGCUACACUCUCUACAUCCAUCCGUUAUACCCAACCGUGGACAUUGUCGAAGUUCAGUCAACAAUCAAUCGCGGCGGUGAAGGACAUCAACUUCUGAGCUUGCUCUUGCUUCAAGCCCUCAUCUUUGCUGGUAGCAUGUGGGCUGACGUCCGAUUAGUCCGAAAUGCCGGGUUCCUGACCAGGAAGGCUUUUCGUCAGAGUUGGCAUCGAAAAAUCAGGUUGCUCUACGACAUGGAUUACGAAGAAGACAGGAUCUGCCUUGUCCAGUCCUUGUUGCUGUGGGCCUUUUGGUGGAGAGGCACCAACGAAAGAAAGGACAGCUGGCACUGGAUUGGCGUUGCCUAUUCCAUUGCACGUACAGUUGAUCUACCCCAGGAGCCGCCCGUUGCUGGGGUUGACGGAGGAAGCCCAACAGCUCACCAGCAGCGAAAACAUCGACGCCGCCUCUGGUGGGCUCUGCACACGCGCGAAGUCAUUAGUUCCAUUGGUAUGAGUCGUGCUCCCCGGAUCAAGCCGAUUGAUCAUAACGUGGCCAUGCUCUGUUUGCAGGAUUUUAACCUCGAUGACGAUGAAGGAGAAGGCACGCCUCAAACUUCGUUGAUGGGCCUUCCGCCGCCUUCCAAGGAGCAAGGUCAGGCUCUCGCGCGAGUUACCGUCGAGUUUACAAAACUGAUUGACAUCUUUGGCCGGAUCUUGGCCGCGGCAUGCCCUGAAAACGCGGCGGGCAGGACGGCGGUGCUUUAUUCGGCGCAGCAAAUGGAAGGUUCGAAUCACGUCGCGUCGAAACGGCAACUAAAUAUUGAAGAUUUGAAUGUCUGCGAGCAAGAACUCAUGGCUUGGCGACAACAGCUUGGUGAGGAUCUAUGGUGGCAGGUUGGUUGUGUUUUGCCAUUCGACCCUCCACCCCCUUGGCAUAAAGCCGAGUUGUGUCACCGAGGUUUACUGGCCAUGCUCUAUCACCUGGCGUUGAUGACCAUACACCGACCUCAGAUGUUGCCAGCGGAAGCAUCAUCCCCCACUACCACCACCGGCACCACGACAAGCCCCAGGGGAACCAACACCGCGGAGCAAUACCGCAAAGACACGUCACGCGCCAUCGUGAGGAGCUGCGCUCAGGAAAUCACCAAGAUCGCCAUGGACUUUUUCCGGGCCGACCUAAUCACAUUUUUAUCGGCGACCGUAGUAAGUUGCUUGAUGCCGGCCAGUAUACACCACGUCUUUGAUACCUUUUCGGAAGACAUCAAGCUUCGGGCCGAGGCCAAUCGGAGGUUGGAAGAGUGUCGAGUCAUGCUACAUUCUCUUUCGGAACAACAAUUCGCUUCUGCAUGGAUCUUACAGACCAUUGAUCACAUUAUUGGACGUAUCAAACUAAUCAGCAACGGCGGCAGCAGCACCAUCACCACCACCAAAAAACAAUCACAACAGCAACAGCAUGCCACAAGCGGUCGUCGGGCUCCUCGGUCAAGUUACGGUGAACUUUCUACACCUCUAACUAGCAUCGACGUGUAUCCGGAAAGUUUGGUCAUUGACCAAGACCAAGAUCAAGACCAAAAUCAUACCCAAAACUUUUCCGUUCUUGACACGACAGUUGUAAAUAGUCCUAAUGUCACGGGAUCACACACUGACAUGAGAACGAUCAAUACAAACUCCAGCACCAACACGAGCACCAACACCAGCAACAAACCGAUAGAUCGAUCGUCGGACGGUACGGUCUUUUCGCAUACCUACAACUCGUCGAGACAAGAAUGGACUGCCGCUACCGCUGCAUCAUUUUGGAACCCGCAACAGCCCGACGUGGGCGGCGCUAGUAUGUCACAGUUACCUUUACUGAGUGGUGACUCUCUGAUACCUUUCCAACCUGACUUGAUGACCAACGCCGAAGCUCUAGAGGAGAUGUGGAUGGAUUUUGCUAGAGUUCCGGAGAACAUGGCUGGUUUACCUGGGUUGUAGUUUGUAAUUAGUUUUUGGUGGGCGAUGAACGUGCAGACGCUCACCACGGGGCCGAAAAUCUCUUCCCUCACCAACCUACUGUCGUGGGGCGGAUUGUAGGUGAUGGUCGGUUGUGCGAAAUCUCCGGUUUUGUCUUCUCGAUCUCCUCCCAACACCACCUCGAGCUUUUCCUCUUCGCGCGAGUUUGGGGAAAUCGAGCACCCUUUCGUAUUAAACUCGAUCCGCUUGUUGUCCACGGAGGGUGCCGCUCGCCAAAG
Exophiala oligosperma is the source of this 2471-nucleotide messenger RNA. RefSeq lists its product as uncharacterized. The record is from RefSeq and is a predicted model, not a curated record. The coding region runs from base 1 to 2214 and encodes 737 amino acids. The transcript is spliced from 2 exons. Lineage: Eukaryota; Fungi; Ascomycota; Eurotiomycetes; Chaetothyriales; Herpotrichiellaceae. Gene Ontology annotation, molecular function: zinc ion binding; DNA binding. Gene Ontology annotation, biological process: DNA-templated transcription.